AUAAAAACAAAAUUGAAAUUUAAUAUAUCCAAUCAUCAUCAAUUCGAAUAUUCGAAUGAUUGUGAUGAAAAACGAAUGGCUCCACCCUCAGGGAAAAAAACCUGCUUUUGCUUCGUACUUGAUUGCCGAUGAUGAUAAAAACUGUUUGUUGUUGUUGUUUUUAUUUUUUUUUUGCAUUUGUUGUCCAAUUUUCAUCAUUUUUCGAUCAUGAAUAAUAAUUCGAUCCAUAAGGAAUUAACAUUUUCGACUGAAUUACGUCGUUUACCAGCCAAUAUUAUUCAUCAAUUAAUUGGUCUACUUGAUAUUAACGAUAAUUGGAAAUUAUUAGCUGCAAUUAUUACAAAUCCUGAUCAUCCUGAAAGGUUUUUAUUCCGUUCAACGGAUAUUACCAUUCUAGAUGAACAACGUAAACGUCCCGGUGGUAGCGCGGCCAAUGCAAUGAUUCAACAUUGGUCUACAUAUGGUCAACAAAGACAUACAAUAGGAGAUGCUAUUCAAUUUCUUGAACAAUCAGGUCUUGUUCGUGCUGCUGAAUUGAUUCGAAAUUCGGUUUCGGUACAUCAAAAAUCAUCAACAUCAGAUGUCAUUAAUGAUCACAAUGAUGAUAUUGUUAAAGUAUCCGAUCAGAAUUGGACCGAUCUACCAGGUUAUAGAUCACGGGCAACAAUGGCCAGACCAACAGCACCAAAUGAAUCACUUAUGUCAUUCACAACAAUCGAUUAUAAUAUUGAUAAUCAUUCCACAGAUCAACAAGAUACCACUACUACUGCAAAUUCGAAGGAUUCACUUAUUCGAUUUUCAUAUCAAAAUCUUCGUCUUGCAACGGAUAAUUUUUCAUCAAAAAAUCUAACCGAUGGUGGUACCAAACUUGGCGAAGGUUCAUUCGGCGAAGUAUUUCGUUGUGCAACAGCAUUACUCAAUCAUUUUCGUAUUAAUGAUACAAAAUUCGUAGCCGUUAAACGUUUCAAACAAUUAUCGUUGGAAGGCAAUAACAAUGAUUUUAAUGAAUUUCUUGCUGAAUUAAAUAUUAUGUAUCAUUUUCGACAUCCAAAUCUUGUCAGAUUAUUUGGAUAUUCAGAUGAUGGUCCAAAUCUUUGUAUUGUAACCGAAUAUAUGCAGAAUGGUUCUCUCUAUAAUUAUCUGUUUGGAACACAACAACAAGAUCGACGACCAUUAUCGUUUGCCGAACGUUUACGGAUACUUACCGAUAUUGCCGAUGCGAUCGUUUAUCUGCAUACAUAUUCGAAUCACGGUUUGGAUAAACCAUUUGUCCAUCGUGAUAUAAAAAGUGCGAAUAUCCUAUUGGAUGGACAACUUUGUGCACGAUUAGGUGAUCUUGGUCUUGUACGUCAAGGUUCAAAUUCCAAUACGGAAACAACUAUUGUAACACAAACGGUUAAAGGAACCAGUGUAUAUAUGGCACCAGAAGCAUUUCGUGGUGAUGUUUCUGUGAAAGUGGAUACAUUUAGUUUCGGUGUUGUUUCAUUAGAAUUAUUGACCGGUAUGGCUGCAUUCGAUCCUAAUCGUGAUGAAUCCGAUAUGGUAUCGUAUAUUGAUGAAAUGAUUGGUGAUGAAUUUGAUCAAACAACAAAUUAUGAUCGAAAUAUCAAUCUAAUCGAAUCAAUUAAACAAACAUAUCAACGAUGGAAUAAUCCAACAAAACUUGAGCAGAUAUUUGAUCAAAAAUGUACGGAUUGGCCACAACAAUUGGCCACAAAAUUGAUGAUUUUGGCAAAAUGUUGUAUUGAACAACGAAAACGAAAUCGACCCACAAUGAUUGAGGUACGAAAUUUUCUUGAUCACCUGUUGCGUACAUAAAAAUAAUACCGUUAUGGUACAGUUCAUUGGCGACAUCAUUUUUUACGUAUAGAUCGUUCCAGAAGAUUUUGUUCAGUUCGAUCUUGUUCGGAACGAUAAUGA
Dermatophagoides farinae (American house dust mite) is the source of this 1920-nucleotide messenger RNA. Its product is annotated as interleukin-1 receptor-associated kinase 4. Lineage: Eukaryota; Metazoa; Arthropoda; Arachnida; Sarcoptiformes; Pyroglyphidae. Gene Ontology annotation, molecular function: ATP binding; protein kinase activity. Gene Ontology annotation, cellular component: plasma membrane. The record is from RefSeq and is a predicted model, not a curated record. Gene Ontology annotation, biological process: protein phosphorylation.